Sinocyclocheilus anshuiensis is the source of this 965-nucleotide messenger RNA. It is a transcript of the gene lhx2a, whose product is annotated as LIM homeobox 2a. Gene Ontology annotation, molecular function: RNA polymerase II transcription regulatory region sequence-specific DNA binding; DNA-binding transcription factor activity, RNA polymerase II-specific. NCBI's taxonomy places the organism in Eukaryota, Metazoa, Chordata, Actinopteri, Cypriniformes, Cyprinidae. The transcript has 5 exons. Bases 1 to 954 code for a protein of 317 amino acids. Gene Ontology annotation, cellular component: nucleus. The record is from RefSeq and is a predicted model, not a curated record. Gene Ontology annotation, biological process: regulation of transcription by RNA polymerase II; neuron differentiation.
AUGGAAAGCAAUGAAUCAGGCUGUGAGUCUCCGGUGUGCGCGGGCUGCGGCGCGCUGAUCUCAGAUCGCUUCUACCUGCUCGCGGCAGACAGACAGUGGCACGAGAGCUGUUUGAAAUGCAGCGCGUGUCACGCUGACCUGGAGUCAGAGCUCACGUGCUUCAGUAAACACGGAGACAUUUACUGUAAGGAGGACUAUUACAGGCGGUUUUCUUUGCAAAGAUGUGCGCGGUGCCACCUGGGAAUCUCUGCCUCAGAGGUAGUGAUGCGCGCCAGGGAUCUGGUGUACCACUUGAGCUGCUUCUCCUGUGCCACCUGCGACAAAGUGCUGUUCACUGGAGAUCACUACGGAAUGAGAGAGAUGUCAGUGUACUGCCGGGUACAUUUCGAGACUAUGCUGCAGAGGGAAUGUCAUACAGAUUUGUAUUAUUCAGACAUGUCUCCAGGAGAGCCAAACCCUGAGAGCGGCACAUGCAAUGAAGGGACCCCUGUGCACAGAGGACGGGCCCGGAAGAGGAAAAACUGUGAUGCAACAGACCAUGUUUCAGAUGUGAGCGAUAUGGGUGUGGACUUGUCGGAGAGAAUGAGCUGUCAGAAGUCCAAACGCAUGAGAACGUCUUUCAAGCAUCACCAGCUGCGGAGCAUGCAGAACUUCUUCACCCACAACCACAAUCCAGAUGCCAAAGACCUCAAAGAGCUCGCCCAGAAAACCGGCCUCACCAAACGUGUGCUCCAGGUUUGGUUCCAAAAUGCCCGUGCAAAACUCAGGAGAAACUGUCUAUAUCAGGAGAGCGUGGGAGUGGACAACGUUUCUGACAAUUCCACAAUCACAUCCCCAUCAGUGCCUUCACCCCAACUGUCCCACAGAUCUCUGAGCCCAUCCAGCCCCACCGGCACCUCUCCAUCACAACACGCACAACACAGGUCACAACACAAACUCCCCAAUGCCUUCUGAGUUCCUCUACC